This is a messenger RNA of Drosophila nasuta, 442 nucleotides long. RefSeq names its product cx9C motif-containing protein 4. Lineage: Eukaryota; Metazoa; Arthropoda; Insecta; Diptera; Drosophilidae. The transcript has 3 exons. Gene Ontology annotation, cellular component: mitochondrial intermembrane space. The coding region runs from base 92 to 319 and encodes 75 amino acids. The record is from RefSeq and is a predicted model, not a curated record.
AAUCAAAAUAGUCAGUCAUAUAAAAGAGUAAUAAUUUCUUUUAGUUUCGAAACAGUUGUCAAACUACAGAUCAUAGCUAAUUUAAUUUUAAAUGUCUAAGGCGCGUAAGGAUCCUUGUAAACCUUACGCAUGCCGCAUUCAAGCUUGUUUAUCAGAAAAUAAUUACCAAGAAGAUAGAUGCGUUGAAGUGCUUGAGCAAAUGCGAGUUUGCUGUUUAAAGUGGCAUAAGGAAUCCCUUUGUUGCAGUGGUAUUGAUUUGCAAAAAAGCUAUAUAAAAACCACCACCAACGUUAAAACCGGCAACAGUAGUACCAAAUAAUGACAACACCAGUACCGCAAUACAAGCCACCAAAGGAACUGCAGGAUCUGUUGGACAAGAAACAACAACAACAAGCAAAUCAACGUCGUCGCACAGCUGUUUUACCGAAACGCUCGUGGAUUC